GUUCGAGGGGCACCGUAUUUUAGGGCGCCACCUUUUUCCCUGCCUUGCUGGGGACGACUACAGUACCCAGAACGCUCCGCGUCGCCUCUUGGGUGUUGUUGCCCCUUUCCCGGUGCAGGACGCGGUAGUGGCCAGCCAGCGAGUGUCAGGCCUGGGGUUUUCUGUGUCCUUCCCUGGGUCAGGGACAAGCCAGUGAUUUGACUCUUGGGCGCUCAACCUGGGAGGGAGCACAGGAGGCCGCUAUCCCUCCUUUCCGGUUCACGUCACCCUUCUCUCCCUCUCCUGCUCCACCUGCAGCCACUUAGACAGCUCUGGGACUGACUGCCUGGGGCAGUGAGUGGCAGUGGCGGUCGAGGCCGCCGGGGCCGAGGUGAGGCUGCAGCUCUCCGGGCCGCGGUAGCGCUGGGAAGGAGGAGGAGAGAAGAUGGCGUCGGAGCUGGAGCCAGAGGUGCAGGCCAUCGACCGGAGUUUGCUGGAAUGUUCGGCCGAGGAGACUGCGGGGAAAUGGCUGCAAGCAACUGACCUCACUAGAGAAGUGUACCAGCAUUUAGCCCAUUCUGUACCCAAAAUCUACUGCAGGGGUCCCAACCCUUUUCCACAGAAAGAAGACAUGCUGGCACAGCAUGUUUUGUUGGGACCGAUGGAAUGGUACCUUUGCGGUGAAGAUCCUGCAUUUGGAUUUCCAAAACUUGAACAAGCAAACAAACCUUCUCAUCUUUGUGGUCGUGUUUUUAAAGUAGGAGAGCCUACAUACUCUUGCAGAGACUGUGCAGUUGAUCCAACUUGUGUUUUGUGCAUGGAGUGCUUUUUGGGAAGUAUUCACAGAGAUCAUCGAUAUAGGAUGACAACAUCAGGAGGUGGAGGUUUCUGUGACUGUGGUGAUGCUGAAGCUUGGAAAGAGGGUCCUUACUGUCAGAAACAUGAACUUAACACCUCUGAAAUUGAGGAAGAAGAGGAUCCUCUUGUUCAUUUAUCAGAAGAUGUGAUAGCAAGAACUUACAACAUUUUUGCUAUUAUGUUUCGGUAUGCAGUGGAGAUAUUAACCUGGGAAAAAGAAAGUGAAUUGCCAGCAGAUUUAGAGAUGGUAGAGAAGAGUGACACCUACUAUUGCAUGCUGUUUAAUGAUGAGGUUCAUACCUAUGAACAAGUUAUUUAUACUCUUCAGAAAGCUGUUAACUGUACACAAAAAGAAGCUAUUGGUUUUGCAACUACGGUAGAUCGAGAUGGCCGUAGGUCUGUUAGAUAUGGAGACUUCCAGUAUUGUGAGCAAGCAAAAUCAGUAAUUGUGAGAAAUACCAGUAGACAGACAAAGCCACUCAAAGUUCAAGUUAUGCAUUCGUCUAUCGUCGCACAUCAGAAUUUCGGUUUGAAACUUUUGUCUUGGCUGGGAAGUAUUAUUGGAUAUUCAGAUGGCCUUCGCCGAAUUUUAUGUCAAGUUGGUUUACAAGAAGGGCCAGAUGGUGAAAAUUCUUCUCUAGUGGACAGACUGAUGCUUAGUGACUCCAAAUUAUGGAAAGGUGCUAGGAGUGUAUAUCAUCAGUUGUUCAUGAGCAGUCUGCUUAUGGAUUUGAAAUACAAGAAGCUGUUUGCUGUUCGAUUUGCAAAAAAUUACCAGCAGUUGCAGAGAGAUUUUAUGGAGGAUGAUCACGAACGAGCAGUGUCGGUGACUGCUCUGUCUGUCCAGUUCUUCACCGCACCUACUCUGGCUCGAAUGCUCAUCACAGAAGAAAACCUGAUGACCAUUAUCAUUAAGACUUUUAUGGAUCAUUUGAGACAUCGAGAUGCCCAGGGCAGAUUUCAGUUUGAACGAUAUACUGCUUUACAAGCCUUCAAAUUUAGGAGAGUUCAGAGCCUUAUUUUAGAUCUCAAGUAUGUGUUAAUUAGCAAACCAACUGAAUGGUCAGAUGAGCUGAGGCAGAAGUUCCUAGAAGGGUUUGAUGCCUUUUUGGAAUUACUAAAAUGUAUGCAGGGAAUGGAUCCAAUUACACGUCAAGUAGGACAACAUAUUGAAAUGGAACCAGAGUGGGAAGCAGCCUUCACACUGCAAAUGAAACUAACACACGUCAUUUCAAUGAUGCAAGACUGGUGUGCUUCAGAUGAAAAAGUGUUAAUUGAAGCUUACAAGAAAUGUCUUGCUGUGCUGAUGCAGUGUCAUGGUGGUUAUACUGAUGGUGAACAGCCAAUCACGCUAAGCAUUUGUGGACAUUCAGUGGAAACUAUCAGAUACUGUGUUUCCCAAGAGAAAGUUAGCAUUCACCUCCCAGUUUCUCGCUUACUUGCAGGUUUACAUGUAUUAUUAAGCAAAAGUGAAGUGGCAUAUAAAUUCCCAGAGCUCCUACCUCUAAGUGAACUUAGCCCACCCAUGUUGAUAGAAUACCCUCUUAGAUGUCUCGUUUUAUGUGCCCAAGUACACGCCGGAAUGUGGAGAAGAAAUGGGUUCUCUCUAGUAAACCAGAUUUAUUACUACCAUAAUGUGAAAUGCAGACGUGAGAUGUUUGACAAGGAUAUAGUAAUGCUUCAGACAGGUGUCUCCAUGAUGGAUCCAAAUCAUUUCCUGAUGAUCAUGCUCAGCCGCUUUGAACUUUAUCAGAUUUUCAGUACUCCAGACUAUGGAAAAAGAUUUAGUUCUGAGAUUACCCAUAAGGAUGUUGUUCAGCAGAACAAUACUCUAAUAGAAGAAAUGCUAUACCUCAUUAUAAUGCUCGUUGGAGAGAGGUUUAGUCCUGGAGUUGGACAGGUAAACGCUACAGAUGAAAUCAAGCGAGAGAUUAUCCAUCAGUUGAGUAUCAAGCCUAUGGCUCAUAGUGAGCUGGUAAAGUCUUUACCAGAAGAUGAGAACAAGGAGACUGGCAUGGAGAGUGUAAUAGAAGCAGUUGCCCAUUUCAAGAAACCUGGAUUAACAGGACGAGGCAUGUAUGAACUGAAACCAGAGUGUGCCAAAGAGUUCAACUUGUAUUUCUAUCACUUUUCAAGGGCGGAACAGUCCAAGGCAGAAGAAGCUCAACGGAAAUUAAAAAGACAAAAUAGAGAAGAUACAGCUCUUCCGCCUCCAGUUUUGCCUCCAUUCUGCCCUCUGUUUGCAAGCCUGGUUAACAUUUUGCAGUCAGAUGUCAUGUUGUGCAUCAUGGGAACAAUUCUGCAAUGGGCUGUGGAACAUAAUGGAUAUGCCUGGUCAGAGUCCAUGCUGCAAAGGGUAUUACAUUUAAUUGGAAUGGCACUACAAGAAGAAAAACAACAUUUAGAGAAUGUCACCGAAGAGCAUGUAGUAACAUUUGCCUUCACUCAGAAGAUAUCAAAACCUGGUGAAGCGCCCAAAAACUCUCCUAGCAUACUGGCUAUGCUAGAAACACUACAAAAUGCCCCCUACCUAGAAAUCCACAAAGACAUGAUUCGGUGGAUAUUAAAGACUUUUAAUGCUAUUAAAAAGAUGAGGGAGAGUUCACCUACCAGUCCCAUGGCAGAAACAGAAGGAACCAUAAUGGAAGAGAGUUCAAGAGACAAAGAUAAAGCUGAGAGGAAGAGAAAAGCUGAGAUCGCCAGAUUGCGCAGAGAAAAGAUCAUGGCUCAGAUGUCUGAAAUGCAGCGGCAUUUUAUUGAUGAAAACAAAGAACUCUUUCAGCAGACAUUAGAACUGGAUGCCUCAACCUCUGCUGUUCUUGAUAAUAGCCCUGUGGUUUCAGAUAUGACACUUACAGCCCUGGGCCCCACACAAACUCAGGUUCCUGAACAAAGACAAUUUGUUACAUGUAUAUUGUGUCAAGAAGAACAAGAAGUUAAAGUGGAAAGCAGGGCGAUGGUCUUGGCAGCAUUUGUUCAGAGAUCAACUGUAUUAUCAAAAAACAGAAGUAAAUUCAUUCAAGAUCCAGAAAAAUAUGAUCCAUUAUUCAUGCACCCUGACUUGUCUUGUGGAACACACACUAGUAGCUGUGGGCACAUUAUGCAUGCCCAUUGUUGGCAAAGGUAUUUUGAUUCCGUUCAAGCUAAAGAACAGCGAAGGCAACAGAGAUUACGCUUACAUACAAGCUAUGACGUAGAAAACGGAGAAUUCCUUUGCCCCCUUUGUGAAUGCUUGAGUAAUACUGUUAUUCCUCUGCUGCUUCCUCCGAGAAAUAUUUUUAACAACAGGUUAAAUUUUUCAGACCAACCAAAUCUGACUCAGUGGAUUAGAACAAUAUCUCAGCAAAUAAAAGCAUUACAGUUUCUUAGGAAAGAAGAAAGUACUCCUAAUAAUGCCUCUUCAAAGAAUUCAGAAAAUAUGGAUGAAUUACAGCUCCCUGAAGGGUUCAGGCCUGAUUUUCAUCCUAAGAACCCUUAUUCUGAGAGCAUAAAAGAAAUGCUAACGACAUUUGGAACUGCUACAUACAAGGUGGGACUAAAGGUUCAUCCCAAUGAGGAGGAUCCUCGUGUUCCCAUAAUGUGUUGGGGUAGCUGUGCAUACACCAUCCAAAGCAUAGAAAGAAUUCUGAGUGAUGAAGAUAAACCAUUGUUUGGUCCUUUACCUUGCAGACUGGAUGACUGUCUUAGGUCACUGACGAGAUUCGCAGCAGCACACUGGACAGUGGCAUCGCUUUCAGUGGUGCAGGGACAUUUUUGUAAACUUUUUGCAUCAUUGGUGCCUAAUGACGGCCAUGAAGACCUUCCAUGCAUAUUAGAUAUUGACAUGUUUCAUUUAUUGGUGGGCUUGGUGCUUGCGUUCCCUGCGUUGCAGUGUCAGGAUUUUUCAGGGAUCAGCCUUGGUACUGGAGACCUUCACAUUUUCCAUCUGGUUACUAUGGCACACAUCAUACAGAUCUUACUUACCUCAUGUACAGAAGAGAAUGGCAUGGAUCAAGAAAAUCCCACUUGUGAAGAAGAAUCAGCAGUUCUUGCUUUGUAUAAAGCACUUCACCAGUAUACGGGAAGUGCCUUGAAAGAAAUACCAUCGGGCUGGCAUCUGUGGAGGAGUGUCAGAGCUGGAAUCAUGCCUUUCCUGAAGUGUUCUGCUUUGUUUUUUCAUUACUUAAAUGGAGUUCCUUCCCCACCCGAUAUUCAAGUUCCUGGAACAAGCCAUUUUGAACAUUUAUGUAACUAUCUUUCCCUACCAAGCAACCUCAUUUGCCUUUUUCAAGAAAAUAGUGAGAUAAUGAAUUCACUGAUUGAAAGUUGGUGUCAUAACAGUGAAGUUAAAAGAUAUCUAGAAGGUGAAAGAGAUGCUAUAAGAUAUCCAAGAGAAUCUAACAAAUUAAUAAACCUUCCAGAGGAUUACAGCAGCCUCAUUAAUCAAGCAUCCAAUUUCUCGUGCCCCAAAUCAGGUGGUGAUAAGAGCAGAGCCCCAACUCUGUGCCUUGUGUGUGGAUCACUGCUGUGCUCCCAGAGUUACUGCUGCCAGACUGAACUGGAAGGGGAGGAUGUAGGAGCCUGCACAGCUCACACCUACUCCUGCGGCUCUGGAGUGGGCAUCUUCUUGAGAGUACGGGAAUGUCAGGUGCUAUUUUUAGCUGGCAAAACCAAAGGCUGUUUUUAUUCUCCUCCUUACCUUGAUGACUAUGGGGAGACCGACCAGGGACUCAGACGGGGAAAUCCUUUACAUUUAUGCAACGAGCGAUUCAAGAAGAUUCAGAAGCUCUGGCACCAACACAGUGUCACCGAGGAAAUUGGACGCGCACAGGAAGCCAAUCAGACACUGGCUGGCAUUGACUGGCAACAUUUAUAAUUAUUGCACCACCAAAAAACACAAUCUUGGAAUUUUUUUUAACCCAGUUGGCUUUUUAAGAAAGAAGGUCUGGCCGGGCGUAGAGGCUCACACCUGUAAUCCCAGCCCUUUGGGAGGCCAAGGCGGGCGGAUCACGAGGUGUCAGGAGUUCGAGACCAGCCUGACCAACAUGGUGAAACCCCGUCUCUAGUAAAAAUACAAAAAUAAACUGGGCGUGGGGGUGUGUGCCUGUAAUCCCAGCUACGCAGGAGCCUGAGGCCGGAGAAUCCCUUGAACCCGGGAGGCAGAGGUUGCAGUGAGCCAAGGUUGCGACACUGCACUCCAGCCUGGGCGACAGAACGAGACUCUGUCAAAAAACAAAAAAAAGUUCUGCCGAAUUUGGAAAUAAACUCUUUAUUUAAACUUUCCUUCACAGUUUUAUAGUUUCUAGCUCUGAGGACUGAUGAAAAUCAUCUUCCAUCAGCAGAUUUUCUUGCACUGUUUACUGUGCCCCGCAAACAUAACGUCUCGGGUUUUAAGAUCGAGCGAGGAGCUUCUCUUCCUAGAUUGGAUCCCAGCCCCUUUAUGGGCAUCUGACUGCGUAGUCCCAGCCAUUCUGUGAUAUUUCACGUUACUGAUAAUGGUGAACUGUGGGUCUGAAGCUGAUUCAACAGAGGCAGGAAGCAAAGUCUCUAGGGUCGUACUUCCUGGUUCCUCUCAGUGACUCAACUCUGGGACUGGGUUGGUGUCCCCUCUGCGGACAGGACCCUAACCCCUAGGAGCAUAGUGGUUGAUUUUCAAGGCAGUGCUCCCAUCUCUCCAUUGACUGUGAGAGCUGGGGAACACUCAUGCAGAAGCAGCCUGUGGGGAGAAGUGGCUUCCUAGUGUGCUGGCUGAUUUUUCAGGGCUGUUGAAUUUUUUUUUUCUUUUCUUUUUUUUUUUUUUAUGGCAAGACUUUUGGCUUUGAGGAAAAAAAAAAAAAAAAAACCUCAAAGGGCUUUCCAAAAACUUAGGACAGUCUAAAAAAUUAGGAUAUUCUUCUAGAAUUAGUAAGAAAAAUUAGGAUAAUGUGGAUUUAAAAAAUAGGAUAUUCUUUUAGAAUAUCCUAAUGCCUAGAUGAGAGGCCUUCAUUCAUAAGAUCUGGUUGUUUGGGCUGUGGUUGGCAUAGUUAAUGUUUAUUUUGGCCUCUGUCACAUCCAGUUCCUUUAGAUUUUAAGGUAAGCUGCUUUGGCUUUCUUUCAGAUGUUCGCCAAGCUGAAGUCAUAGUAGCAGGAUAUUCUAAAAGAGUAUUCUAAUUUCCUAACCAUGUUCUUUUCGAAUAUCCUAAUGUUUCAGACAGUACUUUUCUCUUGUUAUUUCUAAGGCUAAAUUGGCAGAGUAUAUCAUCUAAAGUCAAACACCAAAAAAGGUGAGAACCCACUCCCACCCAGCCAGCAUUUCCUGGAACAGAAACUGCUGCUUCCUUGCUGGCUCACUUAGUGCAUUGCUGGGAUGCUCUAUGCACCCAGGCUUUUGAUUCUUUUUGAACAUUGUUUUUACUGAGGUGCCUUCCUAGAACAAUAGCCACUUACAAAAUAGCUUGUAAUUAUUAUGUACCACACAGCUACUACCAUUUGAUAUAUGACUUCUGAGAGCUUGAAUACAUGCAGAGUGAAGACUUAGUGAGGAAUAAAUUCUGAGCCUAAGAUGGGACUAAGGAACAAAUGAGUAAUUAGAGGCUCUUAGAUUUUAUAACCAAUGCAAGUGACUCUUUCAAUCAGUUUUCUCUGAAUUACAUCUACAGGUUUUGUUCCACUCAGCUACCAGCUAGGCAUGCUCCACAGUAAAGCAGGAAGGUCAGAAAUCUAGACCCGAGGCUAAAAUAAGUGAGGAUAUAGAAGCCACAUCCCCCUCCAAGGUAGUGUGUGAAGGAACUUUCCCCACUCGAGAGGAGGAUGACAGUCACCAUUCUUGCUUGGGACUGACACCCAGCUGAGAGGAGGACCAGUAGGAAGAAAAUUCACAUUUGAAAAAGGUGGCUCUCCCCCUUUUUCUGGCCUUCAUACAUAAGAUCUGGUUGUUUAGGCUGUAGGUGGCAUAAUGUUUAUUUUGGCCUCUGUCACAUCCAGUUUCUUUAGCUUUUAAGGUAAGCUUCUUUUGGCUUUUUUUCAUGUGUUCACCAAGCUUAAAUUUAAAAUAAUAAGAUCAGGUUUCUCUCUAUAUAAGUGGAUUAUAAACAUUUUCACCACAUCAUAGCAAUACUCCAGCUUUCCGGCCCGACUUCACAGAAACCUGGAGUUAGCAGAGGCUGUCUCUGGAUUUCAUUCUCUGAGAAUAUCCGAGAGCCUAGGAGAGGAUGAAUUUCAUGAAAUAGCAACACACACAUUGUUUUAUUUUCUGGUGUUAAGCUAGUUGGUCUUUCCUACCUAACAAAUCAUGUCAGUUUUAUGAUUUGUUCCGCAUGUUUUGUGUUUAUGUUAGAAAUGUUUAUAUAACAUGCUUUCCAUAUCAGGGAAAAUCAUCUGUUUAAUAAAUUGGCUAUAACUUUAAUAUCUGUGGACAACUUGUAAAAUUUGGAAUGUAUCAUAUGUAAAAAGUUUAAAGAUAUCCAAAUAAAUGCUUUAGGUGUUGGCAUUA
Messenger RNA from Callithrix jacchus (white-tufted-ear marmoset), 8287 nucleotides. It is a transcript of the gene UBR2, whose product is annotated as ubiquitin protein ligase E3 component n-recognin 2. Gene Ontology annotation, molecular function: zinc ion binding; ubiquitin protein ligase activity. The record is from RefSeq and is a predicted model, not a curated record. Gene Ontology annotation, cellular component: cytoplasm; ubiquitin ligase complex. Lineage: Eukaryota; Metazoa; Chordata; Mammalia; Primates; Cebidae. Gene Ontology annotation, biological process: ubiquitin-dependent protein catabolic process via the N-end rule pathway; protein ubiquitination.